Molecule: messenger RNA, 1152 nt
Organism: Gossypium arboreum
Lineage: Eukaryota; Viridiplantae; Streptophyta; Magnoliopsida; Malvales; Malvaceae
Product: probable serine/threonine-protein kinase PBL4
Exons: 4
Coding region: 1-1152 (383 amino acids)
Biological process (GO): protein phosphorylation
Molecular function (GO): protein kinase activity; ATP binding
Source: RefSeq, a predicted model, not a curated record
AUGGUUCUCUCUUCAGGACUUACAACCGGUCUCCUGAGUGAAAUAACAUCUGAAAGUGAUUUUCCAACCGUCAAUCUGAAAGUUUUCACAUAUGCUGAGCUAGACAAGGCUACUAGAAACUUCGCUUUGGCGAAUCGCCUUGGGGACGGCGGGUCCAGUCAUGUUUUCAUGGGGUACAUUGAUGAGCGGACCUGUAGAGCUGCAAGCCUUGCAACUGGAACACCCGUUGCUGUGAAGCGGCUUAGAACCGGCAGCAAUCUGACUCAUGAUGAGUUGCUGAGCGUAGUUAAUGACCUCGGUCGCCAUGUUCAUUCGAAUCUGGUCAAGCUUAUUGGUUAUUGCUUGGAAGAGGAACAUAGGCUUUUGGUCUGUGAGUAUCUACCUAACGGAAGCUUGGAGGAUCAUCUUUUCAUACCUGAGCGUUUACCAUUGUCGUGGGAAACAAGGGUCAGAAUUGCCAUGGAUGUUGCUAGAGGCCUUUCUUUCUUACAUGGUCAACGAAUUAUAUUCCGAGAUUUAAAGGCAGCGAAUGUCCUACUAGAUUCGGCCUUCAAUGCAAAACUUUCGGAUUUCGGCUACGCAAAAAUCAUUCCUGGCGUUGAUCCAUCUCUCACUGAUCCAAUUUUUCGAACCCGAGCUUCCGGUAUUGAAGGAUAUCUUGCCCCUGAAUAUCUUGCUACAGAUCAGCUAACUUCAGCAAUAGAUGUCUAUAGCUUUGGAGUCCUAUUACUCGAACUGGUUUCCGGCCGCCGUGCUGUCCAACAAACAGAAUCUGGUAUAGAGGACAACAUAGUGGAGUGGGCACAACCGAAUAUUGGCAGUAGACACCUGUUGGACAAAAUCAUGGAUACCAAGUUAAGGGAGUACUCCCACGAGGAAGCUUAUGAAGUUGUGCUCAUUGCAUCGGAGUGCGUAGGUGAAAGGGCCCAACGACCGCGAAUGCGCAAGGUUUUAUCGGCACUGGAACAGCUUUGCCCUUCUCUUGUCCCUGCCAUUGCGUCAUCAAGCAGUGCUCCUGUUGCAUCAUCAAGCACUACACAUGAGCUUUCCUUUAGGACCCUACCUCAGCUUCAGUGUCCUCCCUCAAACAUAGUUUCAUCUCGCGAAGCACUUUCUCCUCCAACAAUGGGCUGCUGCUGUCACGUCAUCUGA